AUCCGUUAUAACCACGCUUGGGAUAAUCAGUGGUUUCGAAUACGUUGAACGGUUUAGAUGUAGUACAUUCAUACACUGAAAUGUGUUGUGAUUUAGCCUGAAGGAGUACUUACAAGACCCAGCAAUCGAAGAAGCUAUGUCGCUAGACAACACUAUUACACCACACGAAGUGAAAGUGGAGUGUUAUAGCUUACAGCAAGUACACCCUAUGACCCCAGAUGCUCAGUUUAGAUUAUCGUGUGUUCCAGACAUCAAGGGCAAUGUAGACAUGCCUGACUGUGGCAAUAAUGGAAAUGAGAAGUUAUAUAUUCGUGUGAAGAAAGAUGAAAAGAUUGAUGUCAAUCAGCUGUGGAUGAAAACAAAAUACGUGCUGAAUAUUGAUAAUAGAAUGCCAGAUAACGUGUACUGUAUUAUGUCAUAUGAUGACGAGAUUGGUACUCCGAUACGAAUGACAGCGUUUCUGAAAUUAGUUGUGCAAGCAGCCUUACAUACUGGAGCCAUUAUUUUUACCAGUGGACUAAGCAGGGGGGUAACCAAACGCCUAUGUAAUGUCCUGGAACAUGAGAAAAUGAAGUAUAAAGGAAUGUGUUUGAAGAACGAUGUUUAUAUAGUUGCUAUUAUAGCAGAAAGUAAGAUAAAAGAUUUUAUAUUCUGUACAAAUGAAGAAGAGAAAUAUGUCACCUACACUUAUACGGGAACUGAAACUAAUAUGAUGAGUGAACCGUUUGAUAUGCGACACGAUUUGUUCAUCCUCGUUGAGGAUGGUGAUUCGAAUGAAGAUAACCUGUCACGAACAAGUCGUCUUGCACAAGAGCUGGCCGAAUAUCUCAAAAAAACAUACACAGACAAUGUCCCCCAAACCGAAUGUCGGCCAGUAGCUGUGACGUGGUUCUUUCUCCAAGGUGGAGAAAGUGAAUUAAUAGCUGCUUACAAUGCGUUCAGAAAAGGGAUCCGUCUCCUAGCAACAUAUGGCGAUGGGGGAAAGACAGCCGAAAUACUUGCAUUUAUAGCAACGCAAAAAUCAGUGACAGAAAACCAAAUUAAAGGUAUGGUCAAGAGUACCUUCUGUGACGACAACACAGACGUUGAUAUGUGUGUUCAACUGCUGAAAGAUAUUUUAACAUUGAAUGACUCUAAAGAUGAGAACCACAAGAUAAUAACUUGCGGAAUCGAUCAUCACAAACAGAAGAUACUUAAAAAUGGACUUAUUAAAGACGGUGAAAGGCGUAUCAUAGACGGUGAAAUGCGUAUCAUAGACGGUGAAAGGCGUAUCAUAGACGGUGAAAGGCGUAUCAUAGACGGUGAAAGGCGUAUCAUAGACGGUGAAAUGCGUAUCAUAGACGAUGAAAGGCGUAUCAUAGACGGUGAAAGGCGUAUCAUAGACGGUGAAAGGCGUAUCAUAGACGGUGAAAUGCGUAUCAUCGACGGUGAAAUGCGUAUCAUAGACGGUGAAAUGCGUAUCAUAGACGGUGAAAGGCCGUCCUGUAGUUCAGAUCACGCUACUCUCCUUCUCAUGACCCUGUGGGAUAUCAACACAGAAGAUGCGGAGUAUAUGCUGGAAAAUAAUAUCACUAAGCAAUGUAUAUCAUAUAAGACAAUUAUGAUGUCAGCGUUGGUUUUGGGCAAAGCGUCGUUCCUGGAGAUUUGUCUUGAGAAUGGUAUGCCACUGCAACCAUUCUGCGACAAGACUACAUUAGGACAUCUUUAUAGAAGUGUGUUGUUCUACAAUGAAUUGAUUGAAGAUGACACUUCACUGUUACGACUUGUUAAACGUAAACUAAAUUUGAAUAAAUCAGGGAAUGACGACCUUCUGUUGUGUAAAGUAGCAGACUUUGCUGCACGUCUAACAAGAGGAGUAUUCCACCCAAACUAUAUCGAUUUGUCCGAAUACACACCAUCAGUGAAAGACCUCUAUGUGUGGGCUCUAUUGUGCGGAAGGUACGAAAUGGCUAAGUUACUAUGGAACAUUGCUCCAGAUCACAUUGCUCUUGCCCUAUUGGGCUCAAGAAUUUUACGAAGCUUGAGUAAGUUUGCUUCAAAAUAUGAAGAAAGGCAUCUUGGUGAAGAUUUGGAAGAACAGGGAAUAGAAUUUGAGAAUUUAGCUAGCAAUGCCAUUCAAGUGUGCUACCAAAAGGAUACGGAGAAAUCCCACAAGUUGCUACAUAAACCAAUCUGCAAUCUCAACAAAAACCACAAAUUCACAUGCCUGACGCUAGCAUGGGCAUGUCAUGCCAUGAAAUUCAUAUCGAUGAGUUGUUGCCAGACCAAACUGACUCGGAUAUGGAACCAAGAUUCUGGAAAGAAUGGAGUUGUUGAGGGCAGUGUCCACUUUUUGUCGCCCAAAUUUCAGUUCUUCUUCAAUCUGAUUUCCUAUAUUGACAGAGUUGGAUUACGACGAAAACUGAUUAGUUUCUGUUUCAGGCAGUGGAACGUGAUCAAAGUGACAAUGUUAGCUUUAUUUUGGAUAUCUGUACUUGCACGAAUCGUUGUACCUGACAAUUAUUUUGUGUUCGUACGAGUGCUCUAUAGUUUCACCUUAUGCGCAUCUUACUUGAAUUUACUACCUAUGGGCUUUGCCAAUGACAAACUUGGCCCGAAGCUCGUCAUGAUCAGAGGAAUGGUGAUGGAACUCUUCAUAUUUCUGGUAAUAUUACUCGUGUUUAUUUUUGGUUAUGGUGCCAUGAUGGAAGCACUACUUCACCCGAACAAUCCACACUCCAAAAUGGAAACACUGCCCCAUUUGCUAUACAAGCCCUUUUUCCAAAUUCUUGGAGAUUUAUUGACUGACGAAUAUGAAGGUGAUGACAUUGCAUGUGAAAGUUUAACCAAUGAAGGAUGUAUUAUCCAAGUGUUAAUUCCUAUAUUAACUGGAAUUUAUGUACUCAUCACUAACGUCCUACUUCUCAACCUGUUGAUUGCUGUUUUCAGUUUUUACAUUGAGGAUAUCCAGGCACGUUCAGAAGUAGUGUGGGCUUUUUAUCGAUAUGGACUAAUUAUGGAAUACAAGAACAAAGUACCAUUCUUUCCAUUUGGUUGUCUGUUUUAUUGGCCAUAUCUUAUGUACAAGUGUGUUUCAAGUAAAUGCUAUAAACAGAAACGUUAUACAUCUGUACCUAAAUCAGAGUCGGACUAUGAAUUGGAAAGUUUUGAGCAUCGUGGUGUAAACCAGUGCUGGAGACAAGUAAAAACUGAGGUUACCUCGUAG
This is a messenger RNA of Saccoglossus kowalevskii, 3205 nucleotides long. RefSeq names its product transient receptor potential cation channel subfamily M member-like 2. Gene Ontology annotation, cellular component: plasma membrane. Gene Ontology annotation, molecular function: ligand-gated calcium channel activity; zinc ion binding. The record is from RefSeq and is a predicted model, not a curated record. Gene Ontology annotation, biological process: calcium ion transmembrane transport. NCBI's taxonomy places the organism in Eukaryota, Metazoa, Hemichordata, Enteropneusta, Harrimaniidae.